Messenger RNA from Podarcis muralis (Common wall lizard), 588 nucleotides. Lineage: Eukaryota; Metazoa; Chordata; Lepidosauria; Squamata; Lacertidae. The record is from RefSeq and is a predicted model, not a curated record.
CUCCUCCCCGCCUGCCAGCCAAGCUCGCGCCCCCGCCCCUCCUCCCCCCGCUGCCAGCCGGAGCCGAAGCCGGAGCGGAGCCCGGGCGGCUCAUUGCGGAGCGAAGCUGCAGCCGCGAUGGCCACGACCGUGACCUGCACCCGCUUCACCGACGAGUAUCAGCUGUACGAGGAAAUUGGCAAGGGGGCUUUCUCAGUUGUGCGGCGCUGUGUCAAACUCUGCACUGGACACGAAUAUGCGGCAAAGAUUAUCAACACCAAGAAGCUCUCAGCCAGAGAUCAUCAGAAGUUGGAGCGAGAAGCUCGAAUUUGCCGUCUCCUGAAGCAUUCCAACAUCGUUCGCCUCCAUGAUAGCAUAUCUGAGGAAGGCUUCCACUACCUCGUCUUUGAUCUGGUCACGGGCGGGGAGCUCUUUGAAGACAUUGUUGCCAGGGAAUACUACAGUGAAGCCGAUGCAAGUCACUGUAUCCAUCAGAUAUUAGAAAGCGUAACUUACAUUCACCACUAUGCCAUUGUGCAUAGGGACCUGAAGCAUUUGCAUGUUGCCUUGGAGAUCAGAAGUCAUACAGUUUAGGGAGUGUGGUGCACA